Molecule: messenger RNA, 2540 nt
Organism: Candoia aspera
Lineage: Eukaryota; Metazoa; Chordata; Lepidosauria; Squamata; Candoiidae
Gene: TLNRD1
Product: talin rod domain containing 1
Exons: 1
Coding region: 392-1450 (352 amino acids)
Molecular function (GO): actin binding
Source: RefSeq, a predicted model, not a curated record
CUCUCUCCGAAGGAAACGUCAGCCUGGGCCGCGAACAUGCCCUUACAGAACCGAGGGUUUGAGGGUCCCAUGAGCCAGUGGCGGCCCCCGCAGCGUUUUUCAUCUGCAGGCCGGGUGUUGUGACCGCGUCUGGAGUGGCAUCCCUUUCCGGAGAAGGCGGAGGGGCACUGGCUGCUGCACUUGCUCCAGACUUGGCGGUGGGGCUGCCGGCCCCUUUCUCCUCCUCUGGUGCUCCGAGACUCUGGUUUAUUUGUGCAGAUUAAUGGAAUGAUGGUGCGGGAAGGGCAGAGCGAUCCUGCCGGGCUCAGCGGGGACUCCUCAGGAGGCAGCUGGAAGGGGAGUGGUGGCAGAAGUGGGGUCCCCAGAGGCAUGCGUGUGCCCCUCCGGCACCAUGGCUAGUGGCGGCUCUGGCAAGUCCACUACUGAGGCAUCCACCCCCAGUGGCAGCGCUUUGCCAAGGAAGAAGCUGGUUGCCACCUGUGACCUCUGCAAGAUCAAGAUGCAGCUGGUAGCAGAUUUACUGCUGCUCUCCAGUGAGAGCCGGCCUGUCCACACCGAGAGCUUCUCUCUCUUUGGAGAAUCCUUUGAAAAGUGCAGGGACACCAUCAUUGCCCGGACCAAAGGCCUGUCCAUUUUGACCCAUGAUGUCCAGAGUCAACUCAACAUGGGCCGUUUCGCGGAGGUGGGGGAAAUCCUGGGGGAGAUGGGCGACUUGGUUGUCUCCUUGACGGAGUGUUCGGCCCACGCCGCUUACCUGGCUGCGGUGGAGACCCCCGGGGCUCAGCCGGCCUCUCCCGGCUUGGUGGAUCGCUACAAGGUGACCCGGUGUAAGCACGAGGUGGAACACGGGUGUGGGAUCUUGAAGACCACCCCUCUGGCUGACCUCAGCCCUCAGCUCCUUUUGGAGGUCUCUCAGAACAUGUCCAAGAACUUGAAGUUCCUGACUGACGCCUGCGUCCUGGCCAGCGAGAAGUCCAAGGAGAAGUUUGCCAAGGAGCAGUUCAAGCUGAGCGUGAAAUGCAUGAGCACCAGUGCCUCUGCCCUCCUGGCCUGUGUCCGGGAGGUCAAGACUUCCCCCAGUGAGCUGACGCGCAACCGGUGCGUCUUGUUUAGCGGACCUUUGGUGCAGUCCGUUUGCGCGCUGGUGGGCUUUGCCACAGAGCCCCAGUUUUUGGGCAAAGCGGCCACCAUCCACCCAGAGGGCAAAGCUGUGCAGACGGCCAUUUUGGGCGGUGCCAUGAGCGUCGUCUCGGCUUGCGUGCUCCUCACUCAAUGCCUCAGGGAUAUAGCCCAACACGCCGACAGUAGCGCCCGGAUGACUGAAUAUAGGGAAAGGUUGAGGAACUCGGCGUGUGCCGUCUCCGAUGGCUGCAACCUGUUGUCUCAGGCCCUACGGGAACGCUCGUCACCCCGGACUUUACCGCCAGCAAAUGCAAAUUCUGUGAAUUAAUCUAUUUGGUUUUAGAUUGCAUGGCCGCCUCUAACGGAAAGACACAACGUCCCUUCUCCUGCCCCGGAUUUUGUUUUCGUAUACCAAAGAAUUUGUGUAGAGCAGUCCUUUCAUUCUCAUUGUUACGGCUAAAAUAACAGUAUGGCGAGGCAGCGGAACCAUGCUUGUUUAGCUUACGUGUCAUAAUCAGCAUGGAUGUCUGUUAUCUGGGGAGGGAAUGGGACACACAUUUCCCCCCUCCCCCCAAUCUUUAAAUCCUCCAGGCAACCUUACAUUUAAUCAUGGAACCGGAGGAGACAAGCCUACUAAGUAGGAGGUGAGCCUGUAGAAUUCUAUGCAGGCAAGUGAGCAGAGGAAAUAUGCAGUCCUCAUUUCCUUCCUUAUGCUGGGCACAAAAUCAAGGCCAGUUGCUGCGAGGACAAGGGCCUCUUCAGCAUCUCCUGCUAAAGGGUUUAAGUUCCCUGUCUUUCUAUUGCUGGCUGCCAGCAGGCUACUAGAAUAUUGCCCAGGCUAGUAAAUUGGGCUGUGGGGGGAAUUAUUCCUAAGGCUGCAUCCAAGCUGAUUUCUCCUUUAGAGCUUCUUUCUGUAGCUGAAGCCUGUGUCCAAGCAAAGGGUUACAUCGGCCCUUGGAAAGGUUUACUGAUGGGGUCCAAGCUUUAAUCGUGCUGGAUACGAUUUUAAAAUGUCAGGAGAUGGGGUUUGGUGGGAGGAGGGUGGUUCUUUCAAAAUCUAGAUCUUAUUGUUUAGGUGGGCAGGAAAAAGAGGAGGAAGAAGAAGUUACCUCAGUUUUCAUACGCUCGGGAAGAAAGAAAACUUUAAGGAUGGAUGUAGCUACGAUUUCGUUUUGUUUUGUAUGGUUACUUUUGAAUCAAGUGAUUGGUUAGAAGUGCAGUUGCAGGGAAAGCAACAAGGCUGGCUGUCGUUUUCCAAUGGGGAGAGUGGGGGAGCUGCUGUGAGUGUGUUAAAAUAGGGGUUGGGUAAAUUACACUAUAACAUGAGUGAUUUUGAUUUUUAAUUAUUUUUUCAGUGUUUUUUUUUAAUCUUGCAUGUACUGGAGUAUUUAUUUCAUCUAUUAAAAUGUUGUUUCUCA